This is a messenger RNA of Gorilla gorilla gorilla (western lowland gorilla), 765 nucleotides long. RefSeq lists its product as uncharacterized. The transcript has 3 exons. NCBI's taxonomy places the organism in Eukaryota, Metazoa, Chordata, Mammalia, Primates, Hominidae. The record is from RefSeq and is a predicted model, not a curated record. Bases 1 to 765 code for a protein of 254 amino acids.
AUGUACCUCCCAAUUUGUCUUCUCUGUCUGACCACUGUCUUUUUCACAGGGGUUUGGAGCCAACGGAAGGAGGUGGAGCAGGAUCCUGGACCCUUCAAUGUUCCAGAGGGAGCCACUGUCGCUUUCAACUGCACUUACAGCAACAGUGCUUCUCAGUCUUUCUUCUGGUACAGACAGGAUUGCAGGAAAGAACCUAAGUUGCUGAUGUCCGUAUACUCCAGUGGUAACGAAGAUGGAAGGUUUACAGCACAGCUCAACAGAGCCAGCCAGUAUAUUUCCCUGCUCAUCAGAGACUCCCAGCUCAGUGAUUCAGCCACCUACCUCUGCUCAGGACCCCUGGCUUCUGUCCUCCCUGCUCAGGGUCCUGCAGCAUUGCCUCUGCUCAGCCAUGCUCCUGCUGCUCGUCCCAGUGCUCGAGGAGGAACCAGAGCCCAGUCUGUGACCCAGCUUGACAGCCACGUCUCUGUCUCUGAAGGAACCCCGGUGCUGCUGAGGUGCAACUACUCAUCGUCUUAUUCACCGUCUCUCUUCUGGUAUGUGCAACACCCCAACAAAGGACUCCAGCUUCUUCUGAAGUACACAUCAAGGGCCACCCUGGUUAAAGGCAUCAACGGUUUUGAGGCUGAAUUUAAGAAGAGUGAAACCUCCUUCCACCUGACGAAACCCUCAGCCCAUGUGAGCGACGCGGCUGAGUACUUCUGUGCUGUGAGUGACACAGUGCUUGAGACUGCAGGAGAGCUGAACACAAGCCUCCUGAGAUGCUGA